Messenger RNA from Ostertagia ostertagi, 3699 nucleotides. Lineage: Eukaryota; Metazoa; Nematoda; Chromadorea; Rhabditida; Trichostrongylidae. The record is from the annotation of a GenBank genome assembly.
AUGGUGACGAUGGAGGAGACUACGAUGAUUCAGGAAAUGAGUGAUGUGGAAAGAAUGAACACUAGACAGCGUAGCUCAUACCUGUUGAGAAAAGAAUUCGACAGAAAGUACAGGAGUGGUGCAGCUUUGUGUGAAGACAUAUGCUUCAAUGAACCCGAAGUGGGUGCCUAUGGACUUAUGUGCCGGUGCUCGCCAUCAGCUAAGAAAAGCGGCCUACGUCAUAACGUCUUCCCUGGCGAAGCACGAAUCCCUAAUUGUAUCCCAAAUGAAAACAAUGCUUCAAAGCUUCACCAUUACGUGCUCGUCGUUAGAAGGCCAACGGCACCUCUUGGUGAGGGUACGCGCACUCGGAUAAACUACUCUGGUGAUUCGUACGUAUUCCAGGGCUUCUCUGUCUUCUUCCAUCGUGAGCUCCCAGCAGUUCUUCCGUUAAUGCCGGUUUCCCGUUGGAUCAACGAAUACGAGUUUCAUUUCGAAAAAGCACCAAUGAUAAACUGUUUCACCGUGGAGGAGCUUGACAUGUUCCAUCAGUACCUUUUCGUGGACUUAUUAGAACUCUACGAUGAGUCAUUACGUCCUUUCGGUGUUAGCGAUGGUUGUCCAAUUUACCAUGUCUUCUUCCAUCGUGAGCUCCCAGCAGUUCUUCCGUUAAUGCCGGUUUCCCGUUGGAUCAACGAAUACGAGUUUCAUUUCGAAAAAGCACCAAUGAUAAACUGUUUCACCGUGGAGGAGCUUGACAUGUUCCAUCAGUACCUUUUCGUGGACUUAUUAGAACUCUACGAUGAGUCAUUACGUCCUUUCGGUGUUAGCGAUGGUUGUCCAAUUUACCAUGUUAUGCCACGAUUCAUUUGCGAACGAGAUGGCGUGCAACGGUUGCUACCCAUGAGCAUGGUGGUUCGGUAUUUAUGUGAUUCAUUCGUUCCAAUUGUUAGUGAAAGAGAAGCGGAAACGCUCGCUUCUUGCACGGAAUCUGAAAUCACGAAAGCUUUAACAGCAAAGAAAUUCCAACUGGCGACAAAUCCGAGAAAGCGACCUUCCACUAUUCGCAUAGAUAACAUAAGGAGACCAUCGGCAGAAUUUCCAUAUUAUGCUAUUGAGCAUAAAGCAUCUCCCCCAAUAGCAUACGCAAAUUUGAAGAACCCCGAACUUGCGGAAGCUCAGCGUCGUCUCAACAAAUUGCGUCAUGCUCAGUCCAGCGCCAACUCAGGACAAUCACAGAAAGAACAUCUGGAGGAGAUGAACAGCCUCCUCAAACGGAUCAACGAGUUGAAACAGCAGCGUGCUAUCUCACUUAAUGCCACUAAGGUGAUCCCUUGUUCUGGUUUCUUAGCGACAGGAAUAUUCGCGGAUGUCACUGCACAUGUACUUCUCAUGAUUCUUGCUAUAAAGCAUGCGCGACUUCAUUGGUCCCUUUCGGAGUUCGAAAAGAUCAUUGACUACAAGUUUGCGAACCGCAGUCUGAUUGAGCUGGCCUUCACACAUCCAUCUUACAAAAACGAUUUUGGAACGAAUGUGGACCAUGUAAAAACUACGCUCACCAAUUGUUUGUUUCGCAGAUAUGCUCCGUUCACGGAAAAUAACGAGAAAAAGAAGGGAUUCCGUAAUCUGAUGCACAUUAUGUCACAAUCGGGAUCAAAUACUGCAGGGUUAUCAAAAGUGGCACAUAAUGAAAGACUCGAGUAUCUCGGUGAUGCUGUGGUAGAACUGAUAGUAUCAAGUCGCCUUUUCUUUAUUCUUCCUCAUCAAGAGGAGGGUGGUCUGGCGACCUACCGUAGUGCGCUCGUUCAGAAUCGUAAUCUCGCUGCACUUGGGAAGAAAUUGCGUCUCGGCGAUUGGAUGAUGUAUGCUCAUGGAAUCGAUUUAUGCGAUGAGGAGGAUUUUCGGAAGUCCUUGGCCAAUACAUUUGAGGCUGUUCUGGCUGCUAUUUAUCUAGAUGGAGGAAUCGAAGAGUGUGAUCGCAUUUUUGCUGAUGCAAUGUUUGGCGAUGAUGCUACAGUGAAAGAUCACUGGCUUAAUGUUCCUGAACAUCCUCUCAAGGUUGAGCAACCGAAUGGUGAUAGAAUGAUUAUUGAUGAUACCGAUGAGCUGUUGGAACUAACUGAUCUGGAGGAGAUCCUGGGAUUCCGUUUCCAAAAUAUUCGAUUGCUAGCCAAAGCACUCACUCGAAGAAACGUACCAUAUAACACACUUACUUGUGGAAAUAACCAACGCCUGGAGUGGCUUGGAGAUGCCGUUCUGCAACUUGUAAUUUCCAACUAUCUUUACCAUCAUUUCCCCAACCAUCACGAAGGACAUUUAUCGCUUUUGCGAACAUGCCUUGUCUGUAAUGAAACACAGUCUCAAAUUUGCGAAGAUCUCGGUCUCCACUGUUUCAUAAUACAUCCACCUGGAGGUGGCUCGCGUUUGCCGGAUCUCAGUUUGAAAGAUAAAGCUGAUUUGGUUGAAGCUCUUCUGGGAGCCAUUUUUGUUGACCGUGGCUGGGACUAUUGUCGAGCUUUCAUUUACAUCUGCUUUCUUCCUAGACUCAAACACUUCAUCGAAUCGAAGAAAUGGAACGAUUCUAAGUCGCAGCUGCAGCAGUGCUGCCUAGCGAUGCGAGAAUUGGACACUGGUGACUCAUCUGCUCCAGAAAUGCCAGAAUAUAGAACCAUUGGUAUUGAAGGUUCAACAAAUGCUCGUCAUUAUCGUGUCGCUGUUUAUUUUCGGAAUAUGCGUCUAGCAGUUGGCGAGGCAUGUACGGUUCAUCUAGCGCAAAUGAAUGCUGCCAAAAAAGCUCUUGAAGAAUAUAAAGAAAUGUUCUCUUCCAUAUCGAGGAAUAAUGUCAAGAAUGCCGCUAACGCGUUCAUGAAGAAACUUCAAGAGGCUCAACAGAGACCAUCAACGUAUACAUUGAACGAAGAACCACGUCCUCGACCGCCUCCACUGAUUGGUUCCGGAUCAGUACCUCUUCUGCCACCUCCACCGAAUUUGCGACGUGAUCCAAAAUCAGCGCCGCUUGCGUCAAAGCCUAAGACUCCCCAACAAAAGCUUGGCGCAGCAAGUCCGCUCGUUAAGCAAAUGCUUAACUCUGUGGCUGCGUCCUAUCGCCAGUUUUCCGCUGCUACGUCACUGCAGAAUGCAGUCGUACAACAGUCCCUUCGGCAUGCUACACCACUGUUUUCGUCCCAGACGCCGGUUAUGGUGAAUUCAUUUGGUACACCAUUGACCAUGGGUGGUUCCUACACAUCUCCGGCUCAAACUUCAAUCGGGGCGCUCACAUUUACACCUUCACUUUUCCAGAUUACUCCCCAAUAUGUGAGCCACACACAGGGAGGCUCACUGAACUCAUCUCUUUUGCAGUUUGGCGGUAUGUCGCAACCGUCAUCAUCCGCUCAGGGUCCUCAGCCUCUAUUUCCGAAAUUGACUAGGUCGGAAGCAGUGAGAAGAUCGCCCUCUCCGUCAACUUCAACGAAAAAAUGGGAACCAAGUGGCAAGCAGCAGCCUUCGAGGAGAGCAUUGAAGCGUCGAAGAGAAUCGCUGGCUGGGUCCAGGCAAAGAGAUCCGUCUCAUUCUCGCUCUUCAAGAAAAAAGUCGUUCAAAAGGAAUGAUUCGCGAAUGGAUAAACGUUCUCCUCAGCGCAGACAGGAACGAUCAGCGCGCUCUAAUCAUAAGCCAGGUGGCUCAUCACGUUUCAGGAAGGAGCGCUCAUCGAGGAAAUGA